GAAGAAGAAGAAGAAGAAGCAGAAGAAGAAGCAGAGCAGCCAGCAGCAGGAAGUAGAAAGUAGUAAGUAGUAGUAGUGAUAGUAGUAGUAGUGAUGAUGAUGAUGAUGACGCUGAGAAUGAAUCAGCCACAAGGGAAUAGGAUGAGAUGGGAAGGAAACGCGCCCGAGUCAAUCCAAUUCUAAGUCAGUCAGUCAGUCAGUCAAUUGAUAAAUCAAUCAGUCAAUCAAUCAUCAAUCAAACAGUCAAGUCAGUCAAUCAGUCAGUCAUGUGGGACUGCCUGCAAUUGAAGGGAAUGAAGGAGAUGGAAAUGAACUGGAAAGGUGCCGUCACUGCCAGAUUGAGUAGUUUAGUUGUUGCAAUCACGGAUUGCUUGUUCUUCCACCACCAAACACAAUUGCAAUUGUACUUUUUCUUCUUUUGCUCACUCUCGCUCUUUUUCCUUCCUUUCUUUCUUCCUUUCUUUCUCUCUCUUCUUAACUUUCUCCUUCCCCCUUGGUUCUCCCUCCCCCCCCCCGGAUCCUAUUAUAUACGGUCUAAACACUCUACUAGGUACUACAUCCCAAAUACGACGCCGUAAACAGACAGUGGAUCCCUUAACCUGGAACCCAACAAGCAGGAAGAAAAGCAAGCAAGCAACAUCACAAACAGACCAGACCAUUAAAAGAAAUGGCCCGUUGUUGACCCUUUGCCGGAUGCAGUUUCUGUCUGUCCGUUGAACCCUCAAUUUUGCAAUUUCUUGAAAGAGCAAUCCGUCAACCAGACAGGGUUCGCUCUGGGUUAUCUAUCUAUGAUGAAACCCAACCCAAGCCUUACUACUCACAAGCUAGCUUCCUUUUUUCCCCCAAAGU
This is a messenger RNA of Aspergillus japonicus CBS 114.51, 849 nucleotides long. RefSeq lists its product as uncharacterized. The transcript has a single exon. Lineage: Eukaryota; Fungi; Ascomycota; Eurotiomycetes; Eurotiales; Aspergillaceae. The record is from RefSeq and is a predicted model, not a curated record. The coding region runs from base 147 to 578 and encodes 143 amino acids.